AUGACUAUCAAGCUCGGUCGGACGUGGUUCUCACUGCUGUUAGCUUUCGCUCUGUUUGCACCUGCCUCCAGUACGAGAACUGUCAAGACUGAAGAUUUGAAUAGUGCGGUGGACGGUCAAAUAAAUGGGAACGUGAGGAAGGACAUGAGACCAACGUUCGGUGAAGAUGGUGGCAGUCUCGGAGAGAGAAUGCUCAGCCAUAAAAGUAUACCAGGUGCUGCGAAGCUUAAAAGUCUGGUCAACCCGGGGGAAGCGAUGUUUCGAAAAGCUACAGCAAAGAAAAUGUCCGAAAAAGAGAAAGCCACGCAAAACCUUUUUUAG
Molecule: messenger RNA, 321 nt
Organism: Phytophthora infestans T30-4
Lineage: Eukaryota; Oomycota; Peronosporomycetes; Peronosporales; Peronosporaceae
Exons: 1
Coding region: 1-321 (106 amino acids)
Source: RefSeq, a predicted model, not a curated record